This is a messenger RNA of Lepisosteus oculatus (spotted gar), 7357 nucleotides long. It is a transcript of the gene ppp1r9ala, whose product is annotated as protein phosphatase 1 regulatory subunit 9A-like A. Gene Ontology annotation, biological process: neuron projection development; calcium-mediated signaling; actin filament organization. The record is from RefSeq and is a predicted model, not a curated record. Gene Ontology annotation, molecular function: actin filament binding. NCBI's taxonomy places the organism in Eukaryota, Metazoa, Chordata, Actinopteri, Semionotiformes, Lepisosteidae. Gene Ontology annotation, cellular component: postsynaptic density; dendrite; actin cytoskeleton.
ACCAAAGGAUCUUUGAUUCAAAUCCUAGUGGGCAGGCUGCUUUUGUACCUUUGAGCAAGGUACUGUAAUGUAUGUCAUGCAAACACUUGUACCAAGUACCCUGCUGUAUUGAUGAGUCUGCUGUCUGUCAUUAUAAAUAUGAUAUUAUCAGUUGAAUUAUGUGGUAAAAUAGAGAAAUGCCAUUAGUGAUAACCAAAAGGUUUUUUUUACAAACCCUUCCGUUUUCCACAAACAAGCAGAAGUGUAAGGAGGCUCUGAAUGGACAAACAUUAGCUAGUCAAAGAUUACACCGGGAAACAUGCUUCAACCCAGAAACUGGACUGGAAAGCAAAGGAAUAAAAAAACAAAGAGCUUUGGCGAUUGUAGUUUGCAACCUUCUAAUCUUGCAGGUUGUAAAAUGAUCUUUUAAUCUUGAACCGGUUUCCCUUUAACGUCUGCAAAAUGCUUAAGUGGACCUUAAAAAUCCACAUACUGUAGCUAAACCAGAUCCCAGCUUCAGUUUGGAAUAACUGUAGUGCACGUGGCCUUCAAAACAAACACAACUAAUUUACUGUGCUUCCUUGUAAUGAUCACCUGUCUCCUGCUGUGCCAAGAGAAGCAACGUGAAACCGAAGAGACAGAUGCGUCAACCGAGUCACCUGAUGAAUGUUAAUCAGUUCCUUUCUGGCAGGUUAUUUACUAAGGGGCAGAGCAAAGACACUCAUGGGAGUCCAAGCAUUUCAAUGUUACCGAUGUCAGGUUAUCAGUAUGGCUGCACAGGAGAAAAUACAGUGGUCUAUAUAGUGCAUUCUUGGAGAAAAGAGGCACCCAUCCAGCUGGGGUUAGCAGAUUUGCCUUAGCUUUUGUAAGCUUAACAAUUGCAUGAGCGAAACACGUUUCCUUAAAUACGAGGGAACGUCACUCCCCAUUUUGUUUACCUUAUUCCCUGAUGGAUUAGCAUCCAGUGAAAGAAAAAUGUCUUUCAGCUGGUAUAUACAGAUUUACUUAUUUAAGGACUGGAAUAACACUUCACGUUACUGAUCUGUGAAUAAAAAAAAAACAGAAAAAAGUUAAUUCUGGGAACAUUGUUGGCAAACUUGCAUCUUUUUCUGUGCACAAUAUGCCCAUUUUCCACCAGCGUUGUUCGUAUCACUCAUUGCUGUGCGGUAGGUGGAAAUCUCGUGAUGUCAUAAACUCGCCCCGCUUUUCUACGGAUUCGGUUUCCCACGCCGUUCCCAGCCUGUCCCUCCGCGCAGUUGGGAAAAGGGGUGGAGGCUGUGGAGUUCUGGAAUGCGUGCUUUUGCGCGUUCCCGAUAUGCCCUCUUCCUCGGUGUGGCGCGCAGGAGAGCAGCGUGUACGCGCGGCGGGGCGACAGGUCUGCGCUCAGAGAAGGGAGAACAAGAAACGCAGGAGAGGGAAUGAUGGCGGUGGAGGAGUGACAAGAGUUUGAAAGUGGAAAUUGAAAGAAAGAGCACUUACCCGGCGCCCCAAGAGCCCCCCAGAUACGAAAAGUCGAGAUGACCAGAAUCUGUGAUUUCUGAAGAACAGCGGAGUUGGCACAUUGUUGAGCUCGUUGGGAUUGAUGGCAAGUGAAGAAUAGAAAGGGCGGUUUAUGAAGCGGCAACGCAACCGAUUUAAAAAAAACCCGAAAACAACCACAGUGGAAUAUCCCCCUCCAUCUACCUUCCUGUACUCUGAGAAAUAUUUGAACACUUCCUUGUCUCAUCUCCUUCUUCAAAAUGAUAAAGACGGAGAGCAAAGGUGACCGGACGCUGAGGAGCGCGUCUCCUCACAGAAACGCUUACAAGUCGGACUUCCAUGCCAUCAAAUGCUCCUUUGACGGGGCCAGAGCCGACAGCGCUCCCAAGUCGUACGCGAAUGGCUCCAGCGAGACCCGGGAGGAGACGAGGGGGAGACCUUUUGGUAACCGAGUGAACAAAAUCAAGAACAUUUUCCUUCAGAUGGACGGUCAGCAGCCGGAAGUCGCGGAGGGCAAGGCGGCGACCAAAAGCGAGGUGCCUCAGGUCACUCCCCCAAAACUGGCCUUUGCCGCCGGCGUGCAUAAACCUAAUUUCGGCGGUGCCAGCCCAGAGUCCCCGACCUCAGACAAGACCCACAAGGGUGAAGACGCGGAGAUAGACAAAGUAGCGCUGGCCGAAAAGUUCUCGGUGACCAGAAAACUGUUUGAGAGGGGCAUCCAGGAGCAAACCUCUGGGGAAAAACAUUCUCCCACCAAAAUAAGGGGGCGGAUGUCGCUGGGCAGCGCGUCGGACGAAGGGAGAGGCACGAGGCGGUCGUCGGGGUCUUCGGAGAGUACGGCGAGCAGCGUGAAGGCCGACCACAGCCCUACCUCAGUGACGAAAGGCUGGCAGGAGGAGAAGAGCGACAGCGAAGACGCCAAGCACGUGUCCAGGCUGUCCCUGAACGCCGGCCCCAUUUCCCGCAGGCUGGAGAACUUCAUGGUGGAUAGCGAUAGCGAGGAGUCCGGCAGCAGAGCUGUGGUGAAAGAAGCAGGAAGUCAGGGUAAACGGCACAGUUCUUCGAACUCGGACCUCUCCCAGCCCACCUCCCCCGUGGGUGACGGGUGGGGUAAGCCAUCUGAAGAUGCCGCUAAGGCACCCAGCCUGCCGGCAAGGGAUCAGACGCAAACUCAGUCAUCGGUCAGUGGCAGUUAUGGGGCGCCGGAUGUUGCCAAGAGCGACGAGCGAGGGGCCCAGGGCGCCGCCAGGAGCAGGCCCCCAGGCCGAGGCCCCCCGCCGGAGCAGGUGGGAGUGGGCGUGGUCAGGGCGGAGCUGGUGGUGGUGCAGAACGAGUCGUCGGAGAGCGACGAGAACGCCGAGGGCCCCGACGACAACGAGGUGUUCGAGGAACCCCCCGAGGAGGAGGGCCGCCAGGGGCCGCCCGCCGGGCCCUCUCCCCGGCAGGAGCGAGGAAAGGCGGAGGCGAGGGGGGCCGAACGCGGCGGCGGGGAGGGACCGAGAGGGCAGACGGAGGAGGACAGGGAGGCGAGCCGGACGGAGGAUUACCCCGAGGAAGAGGAGAGCGAAAUGGAGGAGCAGGAGGAGGGCGGCGGGGCGCGGGUGUCCCCGGUCAUCUACGGCAUCGAAAACGCGGCCUUUGUGGAUGACAGGGACACGGACCAGGAGCACCAGGAAAGUGAGCGCGGAGAGCACCAGGCAGAGGCGUACGAGGAGAUUCCUGGUCUGUCGGACGAGGAGGACGCAGGGCCGAAGAGGAAGAUUAAGUUCUCGACUUCGCCGAUCCGGGUUUUCAGUACCUACUCCAACGAGGAGUACGACCGGCGCAACGAUGAGGUGGACCCUGUGGCGGCGUCGGCGGAGUACGAGCUGGAGAAGCGGGUGGAGAAGAUGGACGUCUUCCCCGUGCAGAUCGAAAAGGGAGAUAACGGAUUGGGAAUCAGCAUCAUUGGAAUGGGAGUAGGGGCUGACCAAGGCUUGGAGAAGCUUGGUAUAUUUGUGAAGACCAUUAGUGAGAAUGGGGCAGCAGAAAGAGACGGACGGAUCCAGGUCAAUGAUCAGAUAGUGGAGGUGGAUGGAAUUAGUCUGGUUGGCGUCACACAGCUGUUCGCUGCUACAGUACUGAAAAACACUAAAGGCACUGUCAAUUUCCUGAUUGGGCGAGAGAAGCCUGGAACCCAGAGCGAAGUGGCGCGGCUCAUCAGUGAGACUCUCGAGCAAGAAAAGAAACAGCAGCAGCGACUGGAAGACCAGUAUGACCUGUCCACAGAGGAGGAAGAGCAUUACGACGAGGAGGAGGGAGAGGAGGAGGAGGUACUGGGAUCGAGCUUUGCAGGGAAGUCAGUUGAAGUCUUUGAACUUCCUGAGAGCGAAGAGAUGUUUUUGCCUUCUAACAUGGACUCCACGCAGCUGAGUUUGAAAUACAAAGAGUUGCAGUUAAAGCAUGGAGUUACAUCAGCUGAGCUCAAGCAGACAAAGGAGAAGCUAAGAACAGCCGAGGAGGACAGAGCCGUGUGGGAAGCAAGGCAAGCUCAGCUGCAGCAAAGCAUUGAAGAAAAUAAGGAGAAAAUCAAGAAGAUUGAGACGUAUUGGCUGGAAGCACAGACCCUCUGCAAAACUGUCAAUGAGCACCUGAAGGAAACCCAGAGCCAGUACGAUGCUCUGGAAAAGAAAUACAACAAGGCCAAGAAACUGCUCAAGGACUAUCAGCAGAAGGAGAUAGACUUUGUUAAAAAGGAAGAGGACCUGAAGAGAGCUCUGGAAGACAAAGAGCAGGAGUACCAGACACAGCUGCAGAGACUGCAGGACAGGAUAGAGGCACUGGAGGCCAGAGCCCACCCUGGUGAGCACUCGGCAGCCCCAUCCAGUUCCUCUGUCCCUGGGGAGGAGAAGCCGCGCGGAGGGUCCACAGGGAGCGCCGAGGACAAGCACCAUGACGCAGGCCCGAGGGAGGAAGGGCUCUCUACCAGAGAGUCGGGGGACGCGCUGAGGACACCUGAGUCACUGGACACGUUACUUCAGCCAGUCCACAAAGCCCUGGAUGAGGUUGUUCCCGAGACGGAGAGGCUGGACACCAGCGCCCACCGGGCGAAGGGUCAGCUGGCCCUCAAGGCCAAACGGCAGCCGCCGUCGCGAAACAAGCUGCGAGAAACCCUGGGAGCUGCCCCCUGUCUGGAGCAGGAGAGUGACGACAGCGAGGUACAGCCGCCGGAGUCUCGGGGGGCUGGAAAUGAAGAGAAGGCCGUUGAGCCGAGCUUAUCGCUGCCCCUGGCCGUCUUGUGUUCGGGAGAGGGACCCAAGGGCGAAAAGGCGGAGACGGCAAGAAGCACAAAGAGCCAGGUGGAGCUGUCCAGCGCCCCCCCUCCCCCGGCCCCGUCCUCUCCCGUCCACAGAAUCAGCAGCGAGAGCGGUAGCAGUCCAGGAUUGUCCCCGUCGAAAGACGCCAACACCGCCCACUCCCCCACGGGCUUCCUCCGGGCCGUCAGGAAGAGCAAGGGCAAGGAGCCCAAAGAUGACAAGGCAGAAGCAAAUGACAAUUCCUCAUCAGGGAAGCAGAAAAGAAGAUUUCCCGACUUUGGCGGCCUUCGGAAGUCUGGUGGCAAAGGGAAGAAACACGACAAGGAGGCGUUGAGAGGCUCCCUGGACAGCAGGGGGUCUGGAGAUUUACUGGGAGACUCUGCUGGAAACCUGUCUCCUUCAGAGUCCAUGUCAUCCAUCCCCACCUGCAUGCCUUUCUCUUGGUUUGGGGACAGAGACAAGGACAGGGACAGAGACAGGGACAGAGAGCCCUCAUCGUCCAGCAGCAGUCUCCACUACACUGCUCCUGAGAGCUCCUCCGAGCACAGCCAGGACAAGAGCAGGAAUAAGACAAACCUUUCCUGGUCUUCCUUAUUCAGUCGUUCAUUAGAUUUGAGUUUGUCUGUCAUAGAUGAUUCAAACCCUGGCAGUCCCAGUUCUGAGUUGACAGGGCUAGUAGCUGAGCCAAAUCUGUCAGGGCGCUCACGUACUUUAACCUUCUCUUCGAAUGAGACUCUGGACGAUGACCCGGUAUUGGUUGGGAAGGAUUACCAGUGGCAGAACAGGGCUAUCUCUGAGUGGACCUCCCAACAGGUCUGCCACUGGCUGAUGGGCAUGAACAUGGAGCAGUACACCCACGAGUUCACUGCCAAAGCUGUGGAUGGCCAGCAGCUGAUCCUCCUAGACAGUGACAGACUGAAGGCCUUGGGCGUUUCCAGUCAAAAUGACCGAGCCACAAUUAAAAAGAAGCUGAAAGAGAUGAAAAAGGCCCAGGAGAAGCUGGAGAAACAGCGAGAGAAGAGGGAGAAGGAGGCCAGGCGCAGUGGGAGGCUGCCCGUGAACGCAGACUCCACCUGCUGAGAUUUCGAAGCCCCUUGACUCUUCUGUCCCAGCUUACCUGGACACUCAUAGCUAGUUAUUCAGAUGAGGUACUGUACAUGUCACACUGCUCAUGCACAUCUGGCACUUUUUUUGUGGGUCCUCAUCAGGUUUUGUUCAUAAUCCAUGUCUACUUCCAGCGCAGAGUGCUUGUUCCUUCAGCUGUCCUAUUUUUAAAAAAUGCCUUCCAAUACUAUACUUGCUCAAUUCCUUAAUGGCUCCUCAUAACCACAUACUGUAGCACUGUCCAGCAGAAUCUAGCCAGAGGCCUUUAAACAAGUACCCUGUGCAAGCUCUCCACUACCUGUUAAGGCCAGCAAGAGUGAUCAUCAGCACUGCAACCCGACAUCUCGAACUUAAGGGAUUUCCUAAACAGGCACUCUUACUGUACGAGUAUAGCAACUGUCGCAAAUGGAAAACAGUACUUGUACACACGCCCAAUCACAAAAAUUGUAUCUCUGUCACUUUUGAAGAGUUCCUCAAGAAUGAGGUUAAUACACACGCCAAAUAAAACGGCAGGCAAAUUUGAGUACACUGCCAACGGACCAUUUUUUUUUCCCUCCAAAGUGUACGUCACAUUUACUGGUACCACUAGAACGAAUAACAUAGCAAUAAUACCUCAUUCUCAUCACAGGUAUGCCAGACAUGAGUGGUAUGAACAUAAUGAGCAUGUGUAUGUUGACGUUACUGUGGAAUGACUUCGGCUUUUUAAAAGCAUUUUUGUAUUGUAUUUUUCCAAUGAUAACAGCUAUGUACAGAUCUUUUCUUACAGGAACUUGUACAGUUAAAGGAGACGAAAGCACUAUAUUGUCUUUUAAGCUUCCAAAAAGGGGUGGCAAGGUUUUAAAUGUAAAAAUAAAAGAUUCCGAGCGUUUUUAUACAUAUUUGGCUGUUAAACUGCGUACAUUUUUUUUAAAAUCAAUUUUCUUACUGUUGAAAUAGGGUUCAACGCUUAAGUGUACCUUUUCUACUGAGUAGAAUAGCCAAAACGUAUGGGACCACUUUUGCAAAAAAAUAAAAUUAAAGUUUACAAGUCAGUGCUGCUUUUUCUUGCUUGUCACACAAAGAUACGAAUAUUGUGGUAAUAGAAGGUAUUUGUGGUCCAAUUCUUUUCUGUUAACAACUGGGUUGUUGUUAGAAUGGUACUGCUGUCUCAGUUGCAUUAUUCUGCAUUUGGUACCCCCAUAUUCUCAACAGAAAAACAAGUACCUGAGCUUGUGUUAAUACUAUUGCAGGUUAGGAAAUGUCUACUUAUUGCAUUCCACUUAUUGGAUAAAGACAUAUUCCUUCAGUACUGCUGAUAAAUGACCUAUACUUGGCAAAGGUGAACACAAGCAGAUGUUUGUAUUUUUUUAAAUGUAUAUAUCCGUGUAGUACUUGAUUAAAUAAUGAACUAAAUUGAAGAAUGCAGCUCUUACACUUGAAUUUCAAGGCCGACACCCUUUUGCCCCUGGAUUUUCUCAUCAUUGGUGAUAGCAGGACAAAUAAACCUCUCUUGUCAAGCA